This is a messenger RNA of Amphibalanus amphitrite, 2047 nucleotides long. Its product is annotated as WSC domain-containing protein 1-like. The transcript has 2 exons. The record is from RefSeq and is a predicted model, not a curated record. Gene Ontology annotation, molecular function: sulfotransferase activity. Lineage: Eukaryota; Metazoa; Arthropoda; Thecostraca; Balanomorpha; Balanidae. Bases 394 to 1482 code for a protein of 362 amino acids.
UUGGGUUGUGAGGCUGAGGCUAGCGCCGCCGCGCGGCAGCCGACGCCGAACCCGGAGAGGAACGGCCUCAGUCGGUCGGCGGCGGCGGUGUCGCGUGCACGCAGGUCCUCCCAUCGCUGUUUUUCUGGGCGCGAGCGGCCGGUCGGCGCAGAGCUGGCCCGAGGCGACCGGCGAGGCGGCCUAACGGUAGUCGAUGCGUAGAGUGCGCCGGGAAGCACACGGCCGGGCCGGGCAGUGACCGCUGCGUGCCGGCACCGACCGUCCGCUGGCCUCCGCGGCCCGUGCAGCGGUGAAAAGGAGCACAGCGCUCACCUGACCGGCGUCAAAAUACCCAGGAGUGACCGACAUAGUCACUGUCGUGAAAGACCCACACAUGCAAGUCAGCUAGGAAUCAUGCUAAAGAGGCUGCGCGUCUCCAACAGACUCGGUGCUGCGCUGGUGUCGGUGGCCGUGUGCUGUCUGGUGGCGGUGACCCGACCCCGGACGGUGCCGCUGGCCGCCCCCGUCGACACAGACGGCCGGGUCGGCGGCCGGCCCAUCGCCGAGCUGUGGGUGCCCAGCCGGCCGGCGCACGCCUGGUUCACCAGCGCCCAGUGCCGGCCGCUGCUCACCCGCUUCACGUGCGACCAGUGUCUGCCGCUCGUCUACCUGGCGUCGUUCCCCAGGUCAGGGAACACCUGGCUCCGCUACCUGCUGGAGGCCUCCACGGGACUUGUCACUACAGCUGGACUGCCUGACUUUUGGACGUACCGAAAUCAAACCCCAGGCAAAAUUGUCUUGGACCUUGAGCAGCUCUGGGAUGCGACACGGGCAGACAGAGAGCUGAUUUCUUACGGAUACCUUGGGGAGAAGAUUCCGUGGUCUCAAGGUAUCGGUAUCGUUUCCAAGACACACUAUUAUCCUGAGCCAUGGAAUGUAACGGAGGCUGAAGAUGCUCCGCACGGGCUGUCGCCUUUUCCUAGCGACCGCCCACGACGAGCCGUACUGCUCAUACGCGAUCCAUUCAAAUCGAUAAUUUCUCUUCGGAAAUAUGGCGAAACACGAUCAGUUCGUAACGAAAAAGAUAUGACGUAUCUGUAUCGUGGAGAAGAUUGGUUGAAUUAUGCUAUGCACUUACCGCAUGUGUGGUUUAAUAUGAAUGCAGAGUGGCUGCAGGCAACCAACGAGACGCAUGUGGUUCUCUAUGAGCGUCUCCGACAGGACCCGAUGGGGGAGCUGCGCGCGCUGCUGCGCUUCCUGCAGGUGGAGCCCGACCGGCGGCGGCUGGAGUGUCUGCGCGGCGAGCUGGAGGGGAUCGCGCACAACCACCGGCACGGCGUGGUGCCCGACGGCGAGACGUACCCGCUGCGGGUGCGCGCCGAGCUCUGGAGCUACAUCCACCAGCUGCACUGGCUCCUCAGGGACAGAGGUUACCCGGGACUGCCCCUGCAACAGUACUCGUUUGCAGACGAGUUCGGUGAUAUUAAUAUACGGAUGCGUUGAACAAGACAAUGGUUUCAAAAUGUGUUAAUUGUGCACAACACUGGGUUUUCUGCCGAUCGUUUUCAUGUCUCGCAGCCUCUUCAUUGUUUCAGGUUAUUUUUAACGUUUUUAAACGUGCGACGUAUGUACAACGUGCAACGUCACUUACUCACUUGAAUAUCUCCAUUCGUAUAGCUUCCUGACAUGUGCAUGGAUCCAAGUGUGGAUCUGUGAUCUCAGUGGAUCUCAAAGCUACCAGUAACUCCAUGUUAGGAUCUGUGAUCCCACUGGAUACAGGGUCUGGAUCUAAGAUUUCAUAUGAUAUGACGAUAAAUCAAGGACAUAGAUCUAUGAUCCGUGGGAUCCCAUCAUGUACAACCUUUGAAGCUAUGUUUUCCAAUCCUACACAAAGUUACCAAAGUCAAACAGAACUUUUGUGAGUUGCAACAAGCGGAUGUCUAGGAUUUCUGUGUUGACAAAAAGAAGUGAUGAUAUGUGAUGUCACGCAUAGUCUCAUAGACCUCUGUAUACCGAGGUCUAUGUCAGAUACAGAGGUCUAUGUCGCACUGCUUCUUAACCCUAUUAG